UGGCCAGCCGUCAGGGCGGGCGCCGCCUCCCGCGGGUGCAGCGAGGGAGGGGGAGGUCUGGCGGCCGCAGGGAGACAGCGGCUGAGGCGGCGCGGAGCGGAGCGGAGCCGGAGCUGUAGCUCUUCUGCCCACUUGCAAGUGCAACUGGUAUGGGUAAUGGUGUGAGAGAAGGUCAAGUGGAUUUCAAACAGCAGGAUGUGGAGCCAGUUACAUCGACCCGUCUUCCGUCAGAGGAUAACCAGGAGAAAAAGAAAGUACUCAACUCCCUGAUGUCUGGUGCAUUGGCUGGUGCUGUUGCUAAAACUGCAGUAGCUCCACUGGAUAGGACAAAAAUCAUGUUUCAAGUGUCUUCAAAAAGAUUUUCUGCCAAGGAAGCCUACAGGCUGAUUUAUCGCACCUACCUCAAUGAAGGCUUCUGGAGUCUCUGGCGAGGGAACUCAGCCACCAUGGUCCGUGUGAUCCCUUACGCUGCCAUUCAGUUCUGCGCGCACGAAGAGUACAAGCAGCUCCUGGGGAGUUACUACGGCUUCCAGGGAAAAGCGCUGACACCCUUUCCUCGAUUCAUUGCUGGCUCUCUGGCAGGCACAACGGCUGCCAUGUUAACCUACCCCUUGGAUAUGGUCCGUGCUCGAAUGGCUGUCACGCCGAAGGAGAUGUACAGCAAUAUUGUUCACGUCUUCAUACGAAUAUCCCGAGAGGAAGGAUUGAAGACAUUGUAUAGGGGAUUUACGCCGACCAUCCUUGGAGUGAUUCCAUAUGCUGGGCUUAGCUUCUUCACCUAUGAGACGUUGAAGAAACUGCAUGCAGAUCACAGUGGGAAAUUGCAGCCAUCCCCUCCGGAGCGGCUUUUGUUCGGUGCCUGUGCAGGCUUGAUCGGCCAGUCAGCCUCUUACCCCCUGGAUGUUGUUCGCCGACGCAUGCAGACAGCGGGGGUUAUGGGACACACGUACAGUUCCAUCCUUCUCACCAUGCAGGAGAUUAUAAGAGAAGAGGGACUAAUCCGUGGCUUGUACAAAGGACUCAGCAUGAACUGGGUCAAAGGUCCGAUUGCAGUGGGAAUAAGCUUCACAACCUUUGACCUGACGCAGAUCCUUCUCCGUAAAUUACAGCACAGCACUAAUGUUGAAAGGUAGUAGCUUAAUCCCCACAGCCCUUGCUGGGGAAAAGUACAACAACGUGUAGAAAGAGCAAUGCUAGUGUCCCCUCACAUUGUACAUGCUCUCCUGCAGCUGAGAACUUUGUUUGUUCUGUUGUUGUAAUUUUUUUCUUUUGAAUGAGCCUCUGAGUUUUAUGGAAACCUCGACCUGAAACUAACUCUUUCCUGAACAAAAUUCUUACGGUUCUGCAGAACUGAGUCCUCUAAAGCAGCUGCCUCACCCUUCUGUUUUACUCUUUGAUACCGGGAGUGGAGCCUCUCAAACAAACACGUGCUGCUGCUGGCUCCUCACCUGGGCUCUGUGGGCAGAUGAAGCGGUGGAUGAUGAAAGAGAGGACUCGGUGCUGUUGGAAUGAACCCCUGGAUCUGGGAAGUGACUGCUGCUCCUGGUAGGCAGUUUUGAGUUACUGAACAUGUGUUAGCUGGAGGCAGCGUGCCAAGUGCAAUAUUCCAUUUAGUCUGUCGGGAGUUGCAGAUUCCUCUGACCUGUAAGCAUCCGUCUCCAUAAAACAGGACGCAGCAGGAUUUAACAGGUCCAGGUCACUCCUUUUGUUCUGGAAGUUGAAUGUGAGCUCCGGCUAGAAAUGCUGCCCUUUUCCCAACGUUCUUCUCGUUUCUGGGUUGAGUUGCGUAAAAUCUCGCUUGCUUGCAAUGUUCCUCUGAGAUUACCAAAGACUGUAGACAGCAGGGGAGGAAAGUUCUGAGCAGUUUUGCAAAUCCAAUUCUCAUGUUUGUUGUCAGUGUUACUGAGCAGGGGCUGUGCCCGGAUUCACGAACAGGAUUGAAUCGAACUGCAGAGAUGCUUUCGGGCUCCCCGAACCCUUCCAUUGUUGUCACGGUCUUCAAGGCAGCGUUUUUGGGGGGAUUUGGCAGGCUGUAGCGUUGAUGCACUAGAAAAGGAGGCGUCGCGUAAAGUUGAAGCAGUUUUAUCCUUCAGUAUUAUUGUCGCUGCUUUCUGCACAAUGUGAGAACAAACGUCCCGCAGGUGCACGCGUGACACAAGCGGCGCCAUCCUGCAAGGCAUGUUCGCGUCUGGUGGAUACAGCCUAGUAGUUGACUCAAGCUUCUGGCCCUGCUUCGGAACAACUUGGUUGUCCUUUGGUGCCUGCUGUGUAGGUUGUGUCACCUCUGUUUAUUAGUCCACACCUAAGCCUACUUGCUUUUAUUCCUAGAGUUCUUCUGGACCGACUGGGUCCUUGGGAGAAUGGGCAGCACAGCUGGUAUGGACCCUGCAGAAAUUAUAUCUAGUGCCAAUCAUUUCUAGUUGCAAGUUGAAAAUGAAUGGGGAAGCACCUUUCAGCGUUUCUGUUUCAAGUGGGUUUUCAGGGAAAAGGAGAUUUGAGGGUGGUUUCGGUUUAUGUUCCAUUCCUCUGUUAAAUUGGGAGUGCAAGAGAGGUCAGAGAAGCUUGAGAGUUCUCUGAGAUUCGGAUUACAUAAACCAAGAUUAAAAAUCCCUUUCCAGCUGAUAUAGUCUGUAAUGUAUGAAAGGAAAAUAAGGUAUAAUUUAAAAGCUGUCCUUUCCUGGUGUACGUAGUUUAGCCGUUGUAGUUCGAGCUUUGUGUCAUGGCUUUGUUAAUGGGAAUGGAGGGAAUUGCACAAUUGGUAGAAAUAGCUUUCUCCUUUCUUUUGUCUUUGCACUUGUUCUUUGGAGCAUAACUUGCUUCUAAUGCCAAAUAUUUCCCUAGGAAUUGAGCACCUACACUUCCAUUUUGUGGACACGGCAGAGAGCCAGCGUACUGAAGUAUUAGCAUGCGUGUUGUUCCUGGAACACGUGCGAUACUGUCAUGGUUGUGGCUGGGCGGGGUAUUAACCUCAGUAAUUUCUGCCUCCAAGCCCACAAAUGAUGAUUUCCGUUGUGAAACUUGACUGCAGUUGCCGAUUUACCUUGUAAUUAAAGCAAUGUUAGGUGGUGGUGUUUGAAGAGUCUUUAGAAACGAUAGCCAUGAGUUCUCUGUAUUUUUUGCUCCAUUGCUAAUGGAAGAUGAUCAGUUGUUCUCUUCGUUGGGGUGAAAUUCUGUGAGUCCUUUGCGAGAGCUCUGAUUUCUUUUCUCCAAUGGAGAAGCCAAUUACUUCUGCUCUUGUCUUUAUCCCGUCUGGCCCAGUGAGGAAAUACGAAGCCAGUUGCAUCCUACCACCGGGGUGAGGUGCAGAGCAGCAGCUAGGUGUCCCCGCAGCCGACGGCGUGGACCUGACCGUGCGUACAAUGCGUAGCGAGUUCUCUUGCAGCUUGAAGGGUGCCGGUUCAGAGCGCGGCCCUUUCUGCACAGCCGGUGGGUACUACCUGAGGAUGGUCUCCCUGGCUCCAUAGCACGGUAGGUCCUCUCGGAGGCGAGCACAGCAGAGCUUGUCUUACGAGGUGCUGAGCAUUGCUGAACCCCUGUGGCAACGGAGGUGGCUUGAUGCCUCCUGGGUCCCAACUGGGAAGGGAUUUACACUGGAUAUGACUAACCGCUUGGUUGGGACCGAACGGGAGGGCACAGGGUGCCGUCUGCCGUGUCAGGGGUGCAGCUGGUAUAGUACCUGGACAAGGAGAAGUCUGUGGAGGAGGCAGCUUCUGGCUGGCUGGCCCUGGCAUCGCCCACCGUGCAGCCAGAGCCUGGCAACUCCGAGGUGAGAAACAGGACCUGAAGCACAGCCAGACUUGGAAGCACUGGGCUCAGAUAAGUUGUUCCUUAAUUAGCAGCUGUACCUGAUUAUAAUUCAGUGGAGUUUUAACCAAACACGUUUUUCCAAGUUUUGCAGGCUGAGUGUUUGUUCAGAGACAGAUCUUUGAAUUCAGUCUGUAAUGGUUUUGGUGCUUUUGUUUCUUGGACAAAAGUGUUCAGAGUAACUAUGUGUUACUGCUUUGGGUUCGUUUAAAUAGCUUUUUUUCUUUUUUUCUUCUCUGGUUUGAAUGUAGAAAAGGAGAAAACAGAGUGUUCUCUUCCCUUCUCUUAAUCCUUGCAUGAAUUGAGGCAUGUUCCAGAUCUCUCUGCUGCCUGGAAUGAGUGCCCAAGGAGUUUGGGCACACUGGUUUGGAAAGGGAGGGUGUCUGUGUGCUGGCCAGGAAGGUCUGUUGCCUUUAGCUCUGAGAACAGAGACAAGUCUAACAGGAAUAUUCUCUAGUCCUUUAUUUCUUUAGAACUUCUUUACUACCACAGAUUCUCCUAUUUUUCAUCUUAUUCUUCUCAGAUUCCUUGCUUUUAUUUUCAAGUCAUUGUUCCUUAAUGCGUUACCGCCAAACAUUAAUUUGUGCUUCCCCCCGCCCCUUGUCUGCUCUCCCUCCCUUCCUGCUUCUGCACCUUUAGUCCUGCACUAGCACUUCGAGAAAAUCGGGUCCGAUGAAAUGCAUUCAGAAUUACAAACCCACAGCUUUGAGAGCGAUACCCAACCAGGCAUCCCACUCACAGGCGGGGAUGCUUAUGGCAUGGGGCAAGAACUUAAAGGCAUUAGGUGAUGGGGCAGAAGGGUUUUUGAAAGGUUCUUGAACUACUUGUCCAGCCUAGCGCCGUCGCUUCUCCUAGCUCCUUUUCUUCCCAAGCUGUGAAACGCUGCUGCUUCUCGCCGUUCCCUCUUUGGGCACCUCCGCGUGAUGCCCGCUCUCUCCGUGGAAGUGGCUGCUGGCUUGGGCAGGUGGUUCUGGGAGAGCUGGUCCUUCUGGGAUGCUCAGUUAGGGGACUUGCACGUGAAAGGUGGGAUCUGAGCUGGCGUCUUGCAAACCUGUUUGCAAACAGGGCUCUGCCAGUUCCCCGGGAAGGUGCCGGUGGUUGGCAGGACUGUGGUGGAAGGAUCAGGAGAGGGGUCCCAGGCUCCUGAGGCAUGAAGUCCUUGGAAGCCCUGGGGUGGGAUCAGGAGAGGGGUCCCUGGAAGCCCUGGGGUGGGCAUCGGUACUCCAUGGGAGCUCUCCGAAAGCAGUUUUGUAGCUUCUGUGGGAAAACAGCGGUACUUCUGAUAACUUCUUGCCACCAUCCACCUGGAAGGACGCGAGCACUGUUGUCUUUUUACACAAAAAGCAGAUGAAAGGAAACCUUGAGCAGAAGCACUGUGGCAACCCCGAGCGAGUGUGGUGCCAGGCCUGGGCGGGCAGGAGGGGAAGGAAUGCGGUGUGGAAUACUUCCCAUGCCCUUCUCCCAGUGCCUGACUGGGUGCUUGGACCCUGCAGGGAGCCCAGGGUGCGCUACGGACCCCCCCUACCUGGACUGGGCCAGAGGAGGAGGUGGCCUUCCUACAAACCAGCCUUUUUUUAUUAUUAUUUUUAAUUGUAGGGGCUGAUUCCUCCCGCUACCCCCGUCUCCCCCGUAAAUGCCGUGUGCUGCAGGGUUUCCCAGCACUGUUCACUGCCUGUGUGGUCUAUGCAUAUAUUAGCACAAACACUGUUAAAUGCCUUUUGUCCAGACGUGUCCUCACAAUCGAUGUGUGUGUGUAUGCGUGUGUGUCAGUUUGGAACUGCUUUUCUUGGAUCUGGAGUUCUAUUUUAUUGCAGUGAAGACACUUUGUUAUAUAAUGUUUAUAUAUUUUAAGAUUUGUGCCAAGAGAGGAUGUAUAUUUAAUAAAAAAUAUAAUUGACUUUG
This is a messenger RNA of Falco peregrinus (peregrine falcon), 5706 nucleotides long. RefSeq names its product solute carrier family 25 member 42 (gene SLC25A42). The coding region runs from base 150 to 1133 and encodes 327 amino acids. NCBI's taxonomy places the organism in Eukaryota, Metazoa, Chordata, Aves, Falconiformes, Falconidae. The transcript is spliced from 8 exons. Gene Ontology annotation, cellular component: mitochondrial inner membrane. The record is from RefSeq and is a predicted model, not a curated record. Gene Ontology annotation, biological process: transmembrane transport.